GCGAAGGUUUACAUUUUUCAUCUCCUCUGCACUGCACUACAGUCACUAUACCACUGUACUGUUGAAUUUGAAUGACGAACAAAUCGUAUUUAUUCUUUCAUGGCUGCCUCUGCUUUCCUGCUAAUCCUGUUCGCUUUUCUACCUGGGUUGCCCACCAAGUGUUUGUAUAAAUGCCGCUUCGAGCUCAAAACAUUUGAACAGCUCAUUGAGCUAUGGAGCGAUUGUGGGUUGUCUUUUUUUACAUCUCUAUUGCCUUUUUACACACUGCCCUGGCUAUUCGAAGUGAUGCUGGUAGAAGCUCAACCAGUGAGUUCUUGAAGAAGGUGAAACUUCAAAUUCAAGAGGGGAUUAUUUCAAAACCCCAACUGAAAUUCUUGACUGUUAACUCUCCAUUUUCAUUGCCUCCUUUUGAUUCACUUGCACCAAUCCCAUUGCCUGUAAAGUCUCCUCCUUUCUGUGAAGAUGAACCUCCCCAAACUCCUCAGUCACCACCACCACCGCCGCCGCCGCCGUCACCACCUGGGAUGAUGUAUUCCCACGCCCCACCACCGCCACCACCUGGGAUGAUGUAUUCCCGCGCCCCACCACCGCCAGGUUUUCAGCCCAAUGUACCUUCCAGAAGCCGAAGCCCUCCACCAGGCCCACCUAGCAUCAUCCCAAUGACCCCUUCCGUCCCCUUAGGCCCAUAUCCUCCUAAGAACAUUUCCAGCCCCACCCCACCAACUGGUCCUCCAAGCCCACCUCACCACUAUGGUCCUACCCGACCUAAACAUGCUUCUGGGCCACCCAGUCAUGGGGGGCUUAGCCAACCAGUGGGGUUCUCUCCGCCACCUGAUUCACCUCCUGCAGCACAUGGGGGGAAGCCACGGUCGUCUGGUGCAGCAUGGUGUGUGGCUAAGCCGUCCGUGGCUGAUGCAAUAAUUCAAGAAGCCAUGGAUUAUGCUUGUGGGUCAGGAGCCGAUUGCAUGGCCAUUCAGCCUAAUGGACAUUGCUAUGAACCUGACACUAUUGUGGCACACGCCUCGUAUGCUUUCAAUAGCUACUGGCAGAAAACCAAGGUCACUGGCGGUACCUGCGAUUUUGGAGGAACUGCCAUGCUUGUAACAGUGGAUCCAAGUUUUGAAGGGUGUAAGUUCGUCCUCGGUUGAGAUUAGAGAUGGAGACACUCCUACUUCAUCAUUUUUGAUAUAUUGAAUCUAU
Messenger RNA from Cucurbita moschata (crookneck pumpkin), 1200 nucleotides. Its product is annotated as formin-like protein 20. The transcript has 3 exons. Bases 213 to 1148 code for a protein of 311 amino acids. Lineage: Eukaryota; Viridiplantae; Streptophyta; Magnoliopsida; Cucurbitales; Cucurbitaceae. The record is from RefSeq and is a predicted model, not a curated record.